AUGAGAUUAGGCUCGCAGUCCUCUGGCAAUGAUGCAUUUUCCAGCCAAGAGGCGGCCUUCAGCAAUGUCGCAAAUCAAUACUCCACCCUUGGCAAGCGCAAUGCUUCCAACGAGGAUUUUCUGCAUCUCGGCGCCAUGCCACAAUUCGAUUAUGGCACAUCAGCACCUGUCAAGACAGUUUUGCCUCACGACCUCGCCAACAUGGAGCGAUCCAUGUCGACAGACAGCCGAAACUCUACAGGGUCUAUGGACAAGCGGAGAAUGAUGCCUCCCAUGUCUAAUGUGGAUAACUCUUAUCCUACAUAUCCGGUUCCCAUGGAGAGGAGCGAGACUCAAGACAGCCAGAUGUCGACACAGUCUUACAACAACAUGUCCCUGCAGCCAUUCAGUGAGCACUUUGUUGGUAUGGAGCGUUCAAUUUCAGCGAGCAGUGCCAAGUCUGCGCAGUCGCUCAAGCUCCGAGCCAAGGAGGCACUUAACCGCCAGAACCUGAACGCAGCGAAAGCCGCCGUUCUCGCGCCGAAGCCUGCGGCUGACAAGUUGAAGUCGGAGCCUGCAUCUGACGCUGCGAGCAAGAAUGGCAAGGACGGCAAGGUGCCCAUGCCAAAGGCCAAGUACGAGCGACCGAAGCACCCCAAGGUCAAGUGUGGUCAGUGUGAUGAGUACCCUGAGGGUUUCCGUGGCGAGCACGAGCUUCGCCGGCAUACCGAGGCAAAGCACCGAGGUGUUGUCAAAAGAUGGGUGUGUCGCGACCCUGCGACGGUCAAUCUCACUUCAGAGGUCGCCGCCGUCAAUCCGCUAGACAAAUGCAAGCAGUGCAAGGCCAACAAGCAGUAUGGUGCCUACUACAAUGCCGCCGCACACCUGCGCAGGACCCAUUUCAAGGCCAAGCCUGCGCGAGGCAAAGGUGCAAAUGCUGCCGCCAAAAACACCAAGGGCGAUGAGACACCUCCUGAAAAGCGUGGUGGGAAGGGCGGAGGCGAUUGGCCCCCAAUGCUGGAGCUCAAGAAAUGGAUGGUCGAAGUUCAAGUGCCCGUUGACGACCCAAGUGCGUUUGAAGGCGCCUUUGAGACCUCCACUUCUUUCGAUCAAGAGGAGAUGCUGGAGUUCGACAUGUCUGAAGACAUUUCACCUGCUGCCAUGGCACAUCUCCCCAAUGGCGGCUUCGAUACUGCUUUUGCUGGUAUGGGGGGUAAUUUCAACGCCUCUGAGCUCGACAGCUUCGACAACGUGUCAAACAACUAUCAGAGCCUUCCGGGUGAAUUUGCCGGUGCCCCUGUCAUGCUCAACACCAUGGAUGGCAUCCCAAUCUCGUCAGGAUCUGCCAACUUUGACUUUAACAAUGGUUCAAUGACACACAACCUACAGCCGGGCAUCAUGACUAUUGAUGGCAACGCCUACCACAGCCCCAAUGUCUCUUCAGCUGCUACUGUCACGCCCGCCAAUGCGUAUCAAGAGCAGCAGUUCUCACCCACAAACACUGCUAUCGGCCCACAAGUUGAAAGUGCAAUUGGUGACCUUGACUUCAACGAAAUGAUGUUCUCUAGCAUGCAUGGCGUGUGA
Molecule: messenger RNA, 1563 nt
Organism: Phaeoacremonium minimum UCRPA7
Lineage: Eukaryota; Fungi; Ascomycota; Sordariomycetes; Togniniales; Togniniaceae
Product: putative key lime pathogenicity protein
Exons: 1
Coding region: 1-1563 (520 amino acids)
Source: RefSeq, a predicted model, not a curated record